AUGACUGGGUUUGCAUCUUUCUUGAAUAAUAAGACCCGUGUCAAAAGCAACAGCAGCAUAAAGCUAACCAGAAUUGGAUUUUGCUCAGGAGAGGGAAUAUUUUCUGAUAUUCUGGAAAGGAGUCUUUGGGAAGGAAAGUACUAUGCAAGUAAACACAUGAAGCAACAUUUUGAAAGUAUAGAACAAGUGGGAUAAAUACAAGCACUGAGGAGGCUGACUCCAUAUCCUGCUAUCUUGUGUUUACAUAAAGUUGUUUUGGAUGAAAACCCUGGCUCCCUUUCACUGCUAUGUGAAUUUAUGGCCAUGACUGUUUAUGAGCUGAUAAAAGGAAGGAGAAAGCCAUUGCCUUAAAAAAAAAAAAAAACAGGAAACAUGUAACAGAUAUGCAAAUCUUUAGAUUGUGUACAUAGAAAUGGGAUAUUUCAGAGCGAUGAGCAACAAGAAAACAUAAUAAUAAAGCAGAACACUCUGAAGUUAAGAGAUUUUGGAUCUUGUAGGAGUAUCUAUUCUCAGCAGGCACACAGUACCUCCCCACACUGGUGCUGAGCACCUGAAUGUUUGCUUACAAAUGGGCUAUACAAAAUUGGCAUGUGGAGUCCUGGCUGUGUUUUCUAUGAAAUCACAAGUUUCCAGCCUCUUUUUCUUGGAUGUAAUGAGCUGGACCACAUCUCAAAAAUCCAUGAAGAGAUAGGCACUCCUGGUAACAAAACCCCAAAAGUUCAAGCAUCUUCUCUUGUGCACAAAUUACCUUUUAAAGCUUUCUAUCUCCUGUAUGCAAUGACAAAAUGUGACCCCAAUGAGAGAACUGCUGCCCAUCAAACCUUACAGCCUUAUUUUCAAGAACUCUGUACUAGUCCUUGUCUUGUCAAUCAUGAACAUAAUGCAGUCAACCAUUCUCUCGGGAAAGUAGGAAAAAAACCAAAUCAACAACAUGGGCCUCCACUGGGAGAAUUAACAGAAUUAAAUUUUUCUGGAGUAGCCAAACUGAUUUCCUUUCCUACUCCUACAUUGCAUUCAGUUUUCUGAAAACCUAAGGAAGGUGGUGGAACCCCUGUGUUCCAGUCUGUCAGAUUUAGAUCAAAUAUUGAGUCUGAGAAACAGAAGGCACUUCAGUCUUCCCUGAAACAUUUCCAUUUGCCUGCUAUAGAAGGAAUAGAAAUGAGGAAAAGCCUGGCUAUGCAGUGAGAGAGACCCAGUCAUGCUUCUUUGUUAGAGAUCUAACAAGAACAGCAGUGCCUGAUUUUGUCUUGCUCUGACAAUUUGUAGGAAAACCCCACAAGGUUUGAGGGCUGGUUUCCUACCAUUUUGAUAUUAUGUUCCUGAAGGGGGUCAAUAUUUAAUUAAAGCAUUGUUCUGGCAGAGCACAGAGAGUGUUCUGCAUUGAACUUCCUAAGUUCCUUUUAGAACCUGGUGGAGGAGGAGGUUGGUUAAAAAUAACAUGAAAGGAUUAUUUGAGUUCAAGUAUUAGGAAUGGAAUGUUAUCUACAGAAUUUAAGUUUUCAAAUUGUAUUACAAAUGACAGCUAACUGCUGUAUUUUUUUCUUAGAUUUAAGGGUUUGGGGUUUUUUUCAGUUAGCCCUGGAAAUUAUUCCCCUCGUGUAUUCAGUAACUUCCACCUCAGGUUUUACUGAGAACGUGCAAAUUGUUCAAAUAUAUGAGAUACUUGAUUUUCAUGCAGUUUCUGUAACUGCUGAAUAUUUUUAUGUAACUAUAAUUCAAAGCUAAACCAACUUUUUAGCUGAUUGAAAAGCAAGUAAAACUUAGUCAUAGUUUGCUUCAAACCAUUGAUCUUAAUAUUAAUCAAAAGUCUUAACAGGGACUGGUACUGGAGCCAGUUGCUUAAAAGAGCAGUGAAAGCACAUAGCUGAUCAUGCAUCAGAAAUCUGGCACACGGAUCAUCAGCAACAAUUUAACAGAAUAUUCCUAUUAUUAAAUAAGCAAACUUUCAGAAUCUCAAUAGCAAGAAUGGAAAAACAUUCCAACCUUGGCAAGAAUUUGUAUAGAAUUUUGCACUUUGUUCAAUUUGCACUUGAACAAGGCUCUGCAGGGAAACCUCUACUGCUGCUACUUGCACUAGGUGUGCCAAAGGAAGAGCACAUUUCUCUUACUAGGACUGAACAAACACAUGAGCCGAGUUUUAGUGGAGGAAGUGCUUUCCACCAGUAGAGUGAAAACACUGUAACAAAGGGAAACAGGAGAACACAGUGGUACAGCUGACUGCUCCUUGUCAUUUUAUUGAAACUCCUACUGCAUGGAUGCUGCUUUCCCCCAGUUCCAAGCAAAAAGUGUUCUCCUGAACACAGUAUCUCCAAGAGCAGUGAAGGUAUGUAAAACCACAGUGACUGGCUGAAGUUUCCUGCUCUGUUACAUUUCAGUGAAUCAUCUCCCCACAUCUGUAUGCUUUCAUGUUAGCAGCUCAUACUGAUAGAACGGAGAACUUCAACAAAAGGCAAUAGAGUAUUUGUCUCAAUACUUACCAUAGGGAUUUUUUAUAGACAGACAGAUGUGUGAAAGGUAUGAUGCUACACUUGGAAAAUGAAAUUAAGGACUGCAGGUCUAUAGGCAGGCAACACAGUGCAACAGCAACCUCCAAGUUCUUACCUUUGGAACACUGAGCAAAAGGUGCCAUGAGCUUAUCCAGGGUUUUUUCCAGAGAGGAAGAUGGUGAGUUGCUUAGUGCUGAUAUAUUUGGAGUGAGCAUAAUGAGUAGCAUUAAAAGUGAUGGUCUAAAAAUAGGUAACUAACUGGAUCCAAGGGAGCUUACUCUCCACUGUUGUUAAUUUCUUACAAAAAAAAAAAGGACAAAUCCUACUACCCAAAUUUGGUGGAUUGUUCUGACUCAGAUCUCCCUUACCUAGCACUAUACAGGAGGUCAAAACUCAGAUUAUCAAAACUAUAUUCUUGAUGGAGAUAUAUUUAUUGUAUUUGAUGCUUCCCAUAAUCAGUUUCUGGAAGCCUCAAAUCACAGAUGCUGAAGUUUAAGUAUUUUGACUAAAAAAUAUAAAAUUCCAUCAAACUGCGUUCUUAAUGAUUUCAAAAGUGUUAUUGCCACUGUUUGCUUCCCUCAUUAAUACGUACACCAGGUAGGUGAUUAUUCAUACACUAGGAAAAAGAUGAAGUCAGAAUUUUUGUAAGUUUUAACCUGGAAAAAAAGGGCUACCAGAAUAACAUCUGGUGUAUUAUCACAUUCUGUGUAUCUGAGGCUGUCCAACUGUUAUAAUGGGAAUGGCAAUUUCAUGUUCAACAGAUCAUUUUCGCUAUAAAAUUGCAAAUCUGAAGUGAAGAACCACAUUGGAAUUUUUCUUCAUGUUGUUAUACUUUCAGGUGGAUCUUACUCAGUUUGGCACAUACAGUACUUCAAGGAUAUUGAUUUCAUAACAAGUUCCUCGCUGUUAAACAUCUGGAGACAAUUUACACUUCUCUGGCUGUUGGAUGAAUAGGCAAACUUGAGUUUUCCCACGUGCUUUAUAGUUAAAAUACACCCAAACUUUAAACUACAAACUGGCAAGUAUAGUUCCUACCCUCAUUCUUCCAGCUAAAAUUCCAUACUGAGAUUAUCUGUGUUCUGCUCACUUUUAAUUAUUUUUUAAUGUAGUAGGAAAAAUAUUUUUAUUAAAAACUGUAUCUACAGUAGAGGUCUUAAGUUCCCUCCAGGUAAGUUAUUAGUAUCCUGUUUCUUACUAAAAUAAUUUUUUUCCAUAUGGAAUAGAGUGUGAUAUGGGCAAUUCAAGCUUCUAGAUGACUGCCCUAAUAGUAAAGAAGAGGCUGAAAAAAGAAAACCCACACACAUUCCUUGUGUGCUGCUGGACAUACCCUGCCAACACGGAUGGAGCUCACCAGCAACUUUCACUCACAUAAAAUGGAGUUG
Onychostruthus taczanowskii (white-rumped snowfinch) is the source of this 3868-nucleotide messenger RNA. It is a transcript of the gene MOK, whose product is annotated as MOK protein kinase. Gene Ontology annotation, biological process: protein phosphorylation. The record is from RefSeq and is a predicted model, not a curated record. Lineage: Eukaryota; Metazoa; Chordata; Aves; Passeriformes; Passeridae. Gene Ontology annotation, molecular function: ATP binding; cyclin-dependent protein serine/threonine kinase activity. Gene Ontology annotation, cellular component: nucleus.